Messenger RNA from Manis pentadactyla (Chinese pangolin), 2292 nucleotides. It is a transcript of the gene GDPD3, whose product is annotated as glycerophosphodiester phosphodiesterase domain containing 3. Lineage: Eukaryota; Metazoa; Chordata; Mammalia; Pholidota; Manidae. The coding region runs from base 515 to 1474 and encodes 319 amino acids. Gene Ontology annotation, biological process: glycerophospholipid catabolic process. Gene Ontology annotation, molecular function: phosphatidylcholine lysophospholipase A1 activity; phosphoric diester hydrolase activity. The record is from RefSeq and is a predicted model, not a curated record. Gene Ontology annotation, cellular component: endoplasmic reticulum membrane. The transcript is spliced from 9 exons.
AGGGUAUAAGGAACCCAAACUUUUGGACAGAGUGGGGUCAGUUUGUCCUCUUAGUCAUUGUCCUCUUCCCUCUUUAAUGGCUUCUGGUCUGACUAGCUGGGGGUGAUUUGGGGGUGACUCAGGCACCCUGCACACCCCCAGAUUCUCUGGAAAUGGCAGGGGGUGGUGUGUUAUACAGCCUGGCUGUAAGCACCAGUGGGAAGGGGAAAGGUGGUUGCAGACCCAAUGGGGGGACAUGAUUCCCCAGUGCAGCCAAGGAGAGGGUACUAGAGUCUGUGAAGGAUCUAGGAUGUGAGGGCCAGAGCUGCCAGGCUUCUACUCCUGCCUCUACUCCAUUCCCUGCUGAGCCCUGCAGCCUGGCCCUGAGCCAGCAGCAGGCUCAGCAGGUCCCAGGGGUGUGGUGGCGGCCAGUGGUGGAGCCAGCCUGCAUGGGCCAGGCAGGUAGUGGAGGCAGCACAGUCCAUUGGGAACAGCUGAGCUUGCCACAGCCAGAGCCAGGACAGACAGCACGGCCAUGGGCUCUCUGCUGUACUACGCCCUGCCCGCUCUAGGCAGCUAUGUCAUGCUCUCCAUCUUCUUCCUGCGCCGGCCUCGCCUGCUGCACACACCCCAGGCUCCGGCCUUCUGUCCCCACCUGGCAGCCCAUCGGGGAGGAUCUGGAGAGCGGCUGGAGCACACCAUGGAGGCCAUGGAGAACUCCAUGGCCCAGCAAGCAGACCUCCUGGAACUCGACUGCCAACUGACACGGGACGGUGUGGUGGUAGUGUCGCAUGACAAGAACCUGUCCUGCCAGUCAGGUGUGAAUAGGGAUGUGGGCAGCCUGGACUUUGAGGAGCUGCCCUUUUAUAAGGAGGAGCUGGAGGUUUACUUCUCACCAGGCCACUUUGCACAUGGGUCAGACCGGCACAUGGUGAGUCUGGAGGACGUGUUCCAGAGAUUCCCUCGGAUGCCCAUGAGCGUGGAGGUCAAAGAGGAAAAUGAAGAGCUCAUUCACAAGAUAGCAGACCUAGUGAGGCACUUUGACCGCAAUGAAAUCACCAUCUGGGCCUCAGAGAAGAGCUCAAUCAUGAAGAAGUGCAAGGCUGCUAACCCUGAGAUGCCGUUCUCCUUCACACAAAGCCGAGGAUUCUGGCUGCUGCUGCUCUAUUAUCUGGGGCUGCUGCCCUUCAUGCCAAUCCAGGAAAGAUUCCUCAUCAGCUUCCUACCCACCAUCAUCAACAGGACCUAUUUCCCAUUCUCCUGCCCAGGUCUGAACCAGUUGGCAGCUGUGGUUUCCAAAUGGUUCCUUAUGAGGAAAAGUCUGAUCCAACACCUGGAGCAGCGAGGAGUGCAGGUGAGGCUUGACCACCACCCCUCAGCAAGGAGGUGGCUCUCAAGUGUGGGCCUAGCACAGCCCUUCAGUCAUAGCUCUGCUACUCAGCAACUGGGUCACUUGGGCAGGUCACUCUCUGUGUCUCAGUUUCUUCAUCUGUAAAAUGGGGAGAAUGGUAUAUUUAACUCUUCUCCGUUGUACUGGUACUUGGUAAGGGCUUGAUAAGUGCUAGCCAUUCUGAUAACAAUGAUGAGUCGAACCUACUGCCCUGACUCCUAUUGAGGGGGGCUGGGGAAAGACCAAGAAAAGGAAAAAAUCCAGCCCAGCCCCCUCCCUCCCCCAACCCUGAGCAUCAGCUUUGACCAAUCCAUUUACUUAGCAAACCUUUGUUGAGAAUUUCUAGGCACUGUGGUACCAGGGACAGAGCAGGGAGCUUACUAUUAAAGACAAGAGGAAGGAAAUGAAGCAGUUUAUCACAGCAGUCUGAAAGGAAACCAUGCUAUGGUCUGUGGGACUAGAGAUGGCCUCUGGAAGACAUGAGGAGCUGGUUCGUCAGAAGAGGAAGAUGACAGCAUCUCAAGCAGGAGCCUCAGCAUAUGGGAAGGCCAGGAGGAACAAGAGAGGGUUUCCACCAGGCUGUGGUCUGGAGGAAGAACGUGAAGAGAACUGGAGAAGGCAGGAGAGGAUGAGACAGGCAGCCGGUGAACCUCAGUAAGGAGCCUGGACUUCAGCCAAAAGGGAAGGGAAGCUUUUGAGGUGCUUAAGCAGGGGAGAGGUUUUAUCCAGUUGAGGUUUGUUGAGGGUCCUGUCCCUCUGGUCACUGUGUGAAGUGAUCGUGGGGGCCAGUGUGGAAGCAAGAGGGUCCAUCGGGAUGCUGAUGCUGCCAUGGACAGGCCUCAGGCUUAGGUGCCAGCAAUGGGGAUGGAUGGAAGUGUUAACUCAGACAGGCUGGGGCUCAGGGAUGGAGGGGAUGUAGGGUA